Molecule: messenger RNA, 440 nt
Organism: Plectropomus leopardus (leopard coralgrouper)
Lineage: Eukaryota; Metazoa; Chordata; Actinopteri; Perciformes; Serranidae
Source: RefSeq, a predicted model, not a curated record
GUGUCCCCUUUCAUUAGCAAUCAUGCCGUUCGUGGACAUUCAGUCGCGGCUUGGCGUCAGUCUGGACAACUGGAUGCUGCUGCAGAGCGGAGUGCAGCCCAACAGGAGGGCGGCGCGCUGCCAUGCCUUUGAGAAGGAGUGGAUUGAAUGCGCCAACGGCAUCGGGCAGACCCGCGCCAAGAAGGAGUGCCAGCUGGAGUUUGAGGACUUCUAUGAGUGCAUGCACAGGCAGAAGACGCAAAAGAGGCUGUAUGAGAUCCGUCAGCAGCGCGAGAAGAUGAUUAAGGAGGGGACCUACACGCCGCCGCCCUGCCACACAGGCAAGGCAGAGUAAUCACCAAGAGGGAACACGAGCAGCUCUGUUCUUGUUUAUUGUAAAUCCUAUAUCACUAUUUCCUGUUCGUCUGUACAAAUUUGCAAAUAAAUGCUGUUAUCCAAUA